AUGAAGUCAGCUGUUCUUCUAGCAAGCACCCUCGCUCUGGUCACUGCCUUGCCCCAGGCCAAGCCCGUCUGCCCGGAACCUAAGGACCUCCUCCCCUGGCUUGAAAAAUCCCUCACGACCGAAGAGUGCUUCGAACUCGAAUCGAACAAGCCGUCUUUCAAAGAGCUUGAACAAAAGUGCGGAACAACAUGGAGCUGCAAUGUACUGAGCAACUCGAAUGAAAAGUGGCUAAUUGACAAUUCUGGCUUUGCGAAUGAGGAGGCUUGCCUGGCUCGCCAUGUGCGAGACCCCGGACAAAAGAUUCCCUGGUAUCCAAAGUCCAGUACAGACGACGAGUGUCUUGCGUUUAAAAUGUGCAAGCCAGCUUUGGAAGAGCUAGAGGAACAAUGUGGAACAGACUGGACUUGUAGUCUACUUGAGGGCCGAGGCGAACGCAAUAGGCUUGACAACAUCUGGCUAGCUGAGAAGACUGGCCUUUGGUCCAAGGAGGAUUGCCUCCGCCACCACAUGCCAGACCCCUCGCUUUAG
This is a messenger RNA of Metarhizium brunneum ARSEF 3297, 528 nucleotides long. RefSeq lists its product as uncharacterized. Lineage: Eukaryota; Fungi; Ascomycota; Sordariomycetes; Hypocreales; Clavicipitaceae. The record is from RefSeq and is a predicted model, not a curated record.